AUGACGCUGCCUAGCUAUCUCCAAGGCUCAUCUUACGCAGCGCGCUAUCAUGCGGCCCUUGCUUCCCACGAUACGUUGUUGGAGGAACUACCCUCACAACUGGCUGAAGGUGCAGAUGUGCCAACAGUAGUCAAAGUCUCCAACGACAAGAUGGAAGUUCGCUUCAUCGGUCCAGUGAAGAACUCAGACUCUGAUGCGGCUAGCGUACGUGCCAACCAUCCUAUACCAGUGUCAACAGGCUUGUUCUACUUCGAGACAACGAUCGUCUCAAAAGGCCGUGAAGGCUUUAUUGGUGUUGGAUUCUGCCGUGGAAAUGUCCUUCUCUCUCGCUUGCCUGGCUGGGAAGAAGACUCUUGGGGCUAUCACGGUGAUGAUGGACAUUCUUUCUGCUGCCAGGGCACUGGCAAAGAAUAUGGACCCACAUUUACCACUGGCGACACGAUCGGCUGUGCGCUGAACUUUUCUUCUGGAGAGUGCUUCUACACGAAGAAUGGCGUUCAUCUUGGCGUUGCCUUCACUGGUAUCACUACAGCCUCUGGACCACUCUUUCCAUCCAUCGGGCUAAGAACGAUCGGCGAGCACGUUCGCGUCAAUUUCGGCGCGCAGCCUUUUGUUUUUGACAUUGACCAUUAUUACAGGCUCGAGAAGAGCAGACUCUACAAUGAAGUCAAAAGUGCAGAGGGUCAUGUCUCCAGAAGUGUUCAACAUCUCGUUAUGUCGUACCUCUCGCACAAUGGGUAUGUCGAGAGUGCGCGUGCCAUGGCGGACGAUGUUGCGGCCCAAACAAACACACCGGCGCAAUAUCCAAAGGAAGAUACGGAUGCACUUUACAGACAACGGAUACGGAACCACCUGGUUGCCGGACGUGUGGAUGAAGCACUGGCGCUGACCAACUCUCUUCAAGCAAAUUUGUUGUCUGCCAACAGUGCCUUGGCCUUCAAAUUGAAGUGCCACAAGUUUGUCGAGAUGCUACGGCGCGUCAGUACUGACAAGUCAGCAGAAGAUCUCAGUGGUAGCGGCUUGCUGUCUGAGAAGCAUGCCAACGGUACCAAGGAGAAGAAAGAUGUUGACAUGGCUGAAGUGGGAGACAUGGACGGCCAGGGAUCCACCGCGCUGGAAGAAGUGCUUGCUUACGGACAACAAUUGGAUGCCGAAUAUACAGAGUCUAACAGUCUCACAACUGAGCAGCGCCAGCACCUGAGCGAUGUCUACAGCUUACUGGCCUAUGCUGACCCUCAGAGCUCGCCAAAUGCGCAUCUGUUUAAUCUCAACUUGCGUGUGGAACUUGCAGAGGAGAUCAACUCUGCCAUCUUGCUCGCAUCUGGGCAAAGCGCGCGCUCAGAGCUUGAAGAGAUUGUUGCUGGUCUGACUCGCAAAGUGCAGGCUAUUCCUGGUGGACAUGGCGCUUUUGUCAACGUCAAAAAGGACUUUUUCAGCACUGGAGAUUAA
Molecule: messenger RNA, 1449 nt
Organism: Protomyces lactucae-debilis
Lineage: Eukaryota; Fungi; Ascomycota; Taphrinomycetes; Taphrinales; Protomycetaceae
Product: concanavalin A-like lectin/glucanase domain-containing protein
Exons: 2
Coding region: 1-1449 (482 amino acids)
Biological process (GO): cytoskeleton organization; cell surface receptor signaling pathway
Cellular component (GO): cytoplasm
Molecular function (GO): protein binding
Source: RefSeq, a predicted model, not a curated record